GGCUGUUUACGCACCUUUCCAAAGCAGUUUUGUGCAUAGGUCUUGGUCUUUACGCACUAACCAAAAGUGCACUUAUUCAAAGACCUAUCAAUGUGUUGAAAAGUAUAUCUUAAUCAUCCUUAACAUUUCCAGUGUACCCCGUCCUCUCCCUCUUCAGUCAUAGCUGAAUUCAAACAGGGUCCCCGUAAUUAUCGUGCGUCCCGCAGGCAAAUAGUUAAUACGGACAUGGUCGUGCAAUGUGGGUGUGCCUUGCAGUUAUUUUAGCGCGCUCCUCUGUGCUGUAACGUAUUCAGUCUGCCGAGGAGUGGCGAAGGCAUGUGGUCAAUCUUCCAACAUUUCUCACUCAACGCCGAAGAGCCAUGGAGUACGGAGGUUUUUGCGCAGUAGCUCGCAGAAAGGAGGAUAUUUGAACGAAACCUUGUCAAGACCUACCUCCACAUUUAACAUUUCGAACGGCCAAGUAACGACUUGCUCUUGCUCAUUUAUUUGAUGUAACUACAUUCGUAUCGUACAUCAUUCUUUCCUCAGAGAUAAAGAUCUCCAGGAAUGGAGCCGAUACCCGGUCAGCUCCCAGCGGGACGAGACUCCAGCUCUUCCCCGAAUUCUAAACAGGAAUUGCAGCCCUACUCUAGCUCUCUUAAGCCUAAUCAAGUCAGCGAGACUGCAUUAUACGGAGUGAACAUAGUGUCUUUGGUGAUAGAUGGGCAAGAAAGGCUUUGUUUGGCUCAGAUAUCUAACACACUAUUGAAGCACUACAGCUAUAACGAGAUUCACAAUCGACGCGUCGCUCUUGGGAUCACCUGUGUGCAGUGUACCCCAGUUCAGCUCGAGAUUCUGAGGCGCGCAGGGGCGAUGCCUAUCUCAUCCAGACGCUGCGGGAUGAUAACCAAGCGUGAGGCUGAGAGGCUCUGUAAGUCCUUCCUUGGGGCUCAUGCCCCUCCGAAAUUGCCUGAAAAUUUCGCGUUUGACGUCUCUCAUGAGUGCGCAUGGGGAAGCAGGGGUAGUUUCAUUCCAGCUAGAUACAACAGUUCAAGAGCAAAAUGUAUCAAAUGCCACUAUUGCAAUAUGUAUUUUUCUCCGAACAAAUUUAUCUUUCACUCACAUCGUACCCCUGAAUCCAAAUACACACAACCAGACGCGGCAAACUUCAAUUCGUGGAGACGCCACCUGAAACUCACUGAGAAGGGCGCAGCCGAUGACGUUAGCCAUGCUUGGGAGGACGUAAAGGCCAUGUUUAACGGUGGUAGUCGGAAAAGGACGAUGCCAAUGAGUGCCUCAGAAAUGUCCUCUUCUAUGAAGUCCCAGGCCUCCAGUAACAUUACGCAGACGAGUUCAGCCGAGGUUCCUCACAAAACCCUACGCUGUGAAGACGACCGCGGUGGUCUCGGUUUGACCAAUUGUGUGCGCAACUAUCCUGUCAUCCCCGUGCCGAGCAAAGGGUUUGGGGUACUACAGAAGAUCCCACCACCAAUCUUCCCACAUCCUUAUGGAUUCCCUGCAUUUGGAUUGUGUCAUAAGAAGGACGAUGGUGUUGCAGACCAAAAUAAGACUAAUAUUCCAGGUGUGUUUUGGCCAGGAGUGAAGGAUAAUAUUUACCCAUCAUUCCCCAUGUUUUGGCCCACGGCAGGAAGUCUACCAAUAUCAUCAUAUCCACAAGCACAGCUAAAACCGCAUACAGAUAUAAUUUCGACACGACAAAAUGAGACCGAACUCUCUGACCAAAAUGAUCGAGGCUCUAUCACGCCCAAAGACAGUCUAUUUGAUAGUGAACGCUGCUCAAGUUCUCAGUCCACGAGGAACGAGGAGGAGAAGUCUGGGGACGAGGCCAGGUCAACGGAGGGCCAACCCAGCACUCCUCGAAAGGUGAGCUACAUAUCUGCUUUCAGGCCAGUUGUGAAAGACGCUGAGAGCAUAGCCAAACUGUACGGCAACAGGGAGGUAUAUACAGGGGCUCGUUCAGGUUACCUGUCACCUGACUUUGUCAGCGAAAGUUCCAGUUACCGGUCCGUCUCUCCAGACGUGGACAGCGGAGAAGACCCGGAUGUUGACGUGGAAUCGAAUAAAUUACCAGAAGAUGAAGAGUCAAUUCAGCUUUCCGUGGAAGAUCAUCAGAGUACCCAGGGGCGGAUCCCGUCUCGGGCCAAUCCCGAUGAAAGUCAAGAUUCUGAGACCAGACCAACACAGCAACCGGAUGAUCCCCAGAGAAUCUUGUUCAGCGAGGCAGGGUCAUCUGAUGACGAGCGGCCGAGCAAGCACGUGUCAGAAAGUAAAGAUGCUGCGAUGUACGAAGUGUAUGCUCAUGAAAAGGAUGGAAACGUGCGCUCGUCUAUUGCAUCUAAUUUAGUAUCUAAAUAUCCCCAGAGUCCGCGGGAAACCACCGAUUCACUUAAACAAAGCGUCAUUCCAACGGAGGACGAAUCUGAUUUGCCGAAAACCUACGAUGUAUCCAAAGACAGCUCGAAUGAUGAGGCGAUACGCGAUGAUGUACCUAGAACUGGGAAAGACAUCGAAAGUAUGGCGAAAGAGGAGCUUCAGAAACAGCUUGUGGAGCAGGUGGAGCUCAGGAAGAAGCUAGAGCGAGAAUUUCAAAAUUUAAAAGAUAAUUUUCAAGAUCAGAUGAAAAGAGAGCUAUCAUACCGGGAAGAAAUGGUCCAGCAGCUUCAGAUUGUUCGAGAAGCUCACGACGCUCUUCACCACUUCUCAUGCAAGAUGCUCACCCCUCGUCACUGCGCCGGGACCUGCACGUUCAAGCCGCCUCUCCUACCGCCCUAGACCUCACACCUCCGGACACCUCCGGACUCCUCUGACGGGUGGCAGCCUUCCUUUCACAGCAAUUCUACUACCCAAGGACUACUUUGAAAUAAACUGACCACAGAUGCACAAGAGCGUGGAUGACAUGGACACACCAUUUCAUUUGAGAGGGUGUUUUUUUGUUUUAGUUUUUUCACUUAGUUGAACACUUGCGUCAAAAGAGUAGUACACAAAGAUCAGUGUUUCCUUCCUUAUGUAAUAUGGGUUCUCCAUACUAUUGUGGAAAGCCUUUAAAAAGAUCAUGCUCAAUUCCUGUUUGGACCAUUAAUGCUUAAUAACGUGGCAAUGUGCAAUGAAAUUUGUUGUGAGAUUUUAUAGGUAAUAUGAAAAUAAUACUUAAGCAUUACUCAUGUCUUUUUAUGUAUGUAUUUAUUUUUGUGGUUCUUAAUAUACAGUGCUGUCUAAUCUACCCCCUUUAUAAGUAUUAUCAUGCACUUUAAAUUAACAAAAACAUUUUUGACCCAGUGUGUAUUGUAAUCUAAUUUUGCUCUGGUGAGAGACGGGAUGUAUCAAACCCAGCUCUCUCUCGCAAACGGAGAAUUACACCAGCACUUAUUCUUACACCAUAGUAAAUUAUGUUUAAACUUUAGGUUGGCUGUAUGCUUGAUCUCACUCCAUAUCAAUGUGUAGUGCUUUUGUGGGCUAUAUUCAAAAACAAAUAAAAUCUCUUGCCUCACUAUGUAGCUAAGAAGAAAAAAAACACAGAUCACAGAUUUUGCAGGACAUGUGAAGUUUCCUUUCAUAAAGAUGUUUUUUGGUAUUUAAAAAAAAAAAACUUUAAUUGCACUGCACUGUUCAAUUAUAGAGUUUUACCAUCUUUACACACCAUAGUAGACAUCAGUAGUAGUCAUCUAGAUACACUCCUGAUACACUUGUUCUGAAAAUGACUAUACUGUACACAGAUCCUAGGGGUUGGGGGACCAUUCCAUAUCACCAUUUCACUGCCAAAAGGGGGAAGUAUGAUUAAGUGCUAUUGUUUGAUUUGACCAUACCUGUUAUGACAGAAGUACAACUAUUACCUUUGUGAGAGAAAGCUACUUCUCUAGAUGGGAAAAAUGUUUUUACCCAGUUGUUGCAUGA
This is a messenger RNA of Clupea harengus (Atlantic herring), 3891 nucleotides long. It is a transcript of the gene skor1a, whose product is annotated as SKI family transcriptional corepressor 1a. Gene Ontology annotation, biological process: negative regulation of BMP signaling pathway; negative regulation of transcription by RNA polymerase II. Gene Ontology annotation, cellular component: nucleus; transcription regulator complex; cytoplasm. NCBI's taxonomy places the organism in Eukaryota, Metazoa, Chordata, Actinopteri, Clupeiformes, Clupeidae. Gene Ontology annotation, molecular function: RNA polymerase II cis-regulatory region sequence-specific DNA binding; DNA-binding transcription factor activity, RNA polymerase II-specific; SMAD binding. The record is from RefSeq and is a predicted model, not a curated record.